AUGGGUAUAGUCAAUGGGAUCAAGAUCUUAUUGCAUAUAGGAAGUUGUAUGAUCGCACACUUCUGGAUUGAACUAUUUAGGACUAUAUUCAUCUUUACAGUUGCUACGAAUAUGGUGAUUUUAUAAUAAUACUGACAAGUAAUUAGCUACAAACAUGAGCAAAUACACCCAGUUCUACAACAACAACAGCGAUGUCGACGACGGAACAGAGAGCGACCUCGGCAUGCAAGGGAGUGCUGUACUCGUCCCUGAUGAAAUCAAUAUGAAUGGUUAUGAGAAUCCUCGCUAUGAAGACGACAACCAGCCAGAGAAUAACUCAAGUGUACAUCAAUGCAGCAUUGGAAAGAAUUCUGAUGGAUCUCCGAUGGAAGUGGCUGGAGAGGAGACUAGAUGUAAGAAAUCUUCAGAUGAGUGCAAAGUACCAAUCGUAGAUACAAAGGGCAGUGUACAGGUCCUUAAUAAUGGAAACAAACAAAUACCUCUGACAAAUUUAGCGAAAGCCCAGUUAAAAGUUAGGAGAUUUGUAGAGCAUUUAGCAGUGAGAUUAAUUGGAGUAGUAUUAGUAUUUGUGGAUAUCAUCAUCGUCAUUGUUGAUAUCAUCAUUGACCCUAAACAAGAAGCACCUCUGGAGAUUUAUGAUAUCUUCUCACUGUGUAUCUGGUUCUACUUCUUCAUUGAAAUAUGUCUAAGGAUCUUUGCCAAAGGGUCAGAAUUUUUUCACAAUAAACUGGACUUACUAGAUCUAGCUAUCGUAGUCAUCACUGGAUCAGUAACAUGGACCUAUGUCAUAGCAGACUUCACAGGCGCUAACUCGGACGUAGGAAAAAUUAUCAUGGUGUGUCGUGUACUAAGAGUGGUGAUGUUUGGCAGACUUAUUAGUGAGAGAAGGCAUGUUACAAAAGCCUCGAGGAAGUUGGUUUCUGAAAAUAAAAGAAGAUAUUUGCAAGAUGGCUUUGAUCUCGAUUUAACUUAUGUAACUGAUCGAAUCAUAGCAUCAUCGUUCCCUUCAUCUGGAAAGCAGUCAAUCUACAGGAACCCAAUAUCUGAAGUAUCACGAUUUCUAAACACAAAACAUCCAGACCAUUACAAAGUCUUCAAUCUCUGUAGUGAGAGACAUUAUGAUGAAUCUUACUUUAAUCAUCAGGUCAUCAGAGUUCAAACAGAUGACCACAAUGUACCUAAACUAGAAGAAUUGUUAAGAUUCAGUAAGAUUGCUAAAGAAUGGAUGGAAGCAGAUCCUAAGAAUGUCAUCUUUAUUCACUGUAAAGGAGGAAAGGGUCGAACAGGAACGGCAGUGUGUACGUGGUUACUAGAGAGUGAGGCGUUUCAUACAGCAAAGGAAAGCCUUGAUUUCUUUGGAAGCAGAAGAACUGAUUUAGAUGAAGGAGAUAAAUUCCAAGGAGUUCAAACGCCAAGCCAGAGUCGCUAUGUCCAUUACUUUGAACAAGUAAAAUUCAAAUAUGAAGGAAGAAUUCCAGAACCAAAGGAUCUUAUAAUAGAAAAUAUCAGGAUAAGAAAUCUAGCCGGUUUAGGUAAAGGAGAUGGCAGGGAUCUUUAUUUUGAAAUCAUCACAAACAACAUGAAGGUCUUUGAUUGCAGAUUUGAGAAUGGACUCAAUUGUCAGAGUAUAUAUGAUCAUUCUUCCGACACACUAUCAGCUCGUAUCACACACUGUCCGCUGCUUCAUGGUGAUGUCAAAAUAAGAUUCAAAUCAACAAGCAGGAAAGUACCCGAGGACUAUGAUAAUUGUGCUUUCUUCUUCUGGUUCCAUACUGCAUUCAUCACAGAUAACAGGUUUUUUCUACCCCGGGAUGAGCUUGAUAACCCACACAAGAGUAAAGCAAAGAAGAUAUACAGUGAUUUAUUCAGUGUUGAACUACAUUUCAGUGACAUAAAGACAGAAUCUAUUGCAUGAACAGUCAUCAUCAUAGGUCUAUAAUUUGUUUCUCUAGCUAGGAAGUAAUCUUGUUGUUUUGUUUACAACCAUCUCCUGUUUUAUACUGGCCAAGGAAAUAUCACAGGCUCAGUAAGGCUGGCUAUCAAUUAACGAAACUAUCACUGUAAAAAGUCUAAUCAAAUUCACUAGCAGAUCCAGCAUCAUCUACAUGUAUGCCAGAGAAUGUAUGGGCCCAUGCACAAGCAUAAUACAGUCACUAUUAUCCCAGGUAAUUAGGCCCAUGAAAUGCUACCUAGGAUCUGAUGCCUGACAUUUAUGAACACUUUUCUCAAAGAGUUUGCCAUUAUGUAAGUCUUAUAAACAUACUUUAAAAAAACAAUGUGGCUCCCCAAGUUCCUAGGGAAAAAUAACGUUAUGAAUUGUUAUCUGACAGUAUUGACUAUGUUAUACAGGAUAUGAUGGAUGUUAUUUGUAAAAAACAAGGGUAUUACUAUGCAAAUUUUCACCGAAUCUAAGAUCACAGGGUGUAUUAGGAAACAUAUUUUGAGGAUCAGAAUGAUAUCAUUCUGCACGAGGAACUAAACUUCAAGUGAUGUCUAACCAAAGAGAAAAUUAACCAGGUCCUUUUAAUGUUCAUUCAAUUGCUAAAGUAUAUAAAUUUUGAAAUUUAAAUCUUCAGUUAUCAUGUUUGGUAAUUAAGUAAAAGUAACUUUGAUAUUCCUUUUCGACAAUAAUUAAAGAUUUUGUAUGAUAGGAAUAUUGGGUAGCAUUUCAUGAAGAGUUUAGUCGGUGAUUUGCACUGAUUACCUUGCUCUCAGCCAAUCAGAUGCAAGGAUUUUCAGUAGCUUAUAACAUCUGUCAGUUCAAAUUACUCACAAAACUCUUCAUGAAACAAUCCCCAAUGUGAUGUUCCAGAAAAUACUUGUUAUAAGUAACAUUUUUUAUUACAACUUUAGCAUCAACAAAUUAAAUCAAAUGAUUUCAGUAGCUUUAAACUUGGCCCCAUC
This is a messenger RNA of Lytechinus variegatus (green sea urchin), 2904 nucleotides long. RefSeq names its product phosphatidylinositol 3,4,5-trisphosphate 3-phosphatase TPTE2-like. The transcript is spliced from 18 exons. Gene Ontology annotation, cellular component: membrane; cytosol. The record is from RefSeq and is a predicted model, not a curated record. Gene Ontology annotation, biological process: dephosphorylation; transmembrane transport; monoatomic ion transport. NCBI's taxonomy places the organism in Eukaryota, Metazoa, Echinodermata, Echinoidea, Temnopleuroida, Toxopneustidae. Bases 155 to 1915 code for a protein of 586 amino acids. Gene Ontology annotation, molecular function: phosphatidylinositol-3,4,5-trisphosphate 3-phosphatase activity; monoatomic ion channel activity.